This is a messenger RNA of Triticum dicoccoides, 1827 nucleotides long. Its product is annotated as NADH dehydrogenase (ubiquinone) complex I, assembly factor 6-like. The record is from RefSeq and is a predicted model, not a curated record. The transcript has a single exon. Gene Ontology annotation, cellular component: mitochondrion. The coding region runs from base 647 to 1555 and encodes 302 amino acids. Gene Ontology annotation, biological process: biosynthetic process; mitochondrial respiratory chain complex I assembly. NCBI's taxonomy places the organism in Eukaryota, Viridiplantae, Streptophyta, Magnoliopsida, Poales, Poaceae.
GCUGGCCGCGCGCUCCCCUACUUGCCCCGCGCCCCUCGCCGCCGUAUGUGGUCGCUGGCACCUAGAAGAACUAGAGCACGGGGCCCGCAUCUCUCGGCUAAGGCCCGGACUGGAUCUGUACCUUAGCUCCUCUGCUCGUGCUAUGUGUAUUGCGUUACUGCAACCGAUUGCUAUUUGCUAGUGACUACAAACGAGUCCAAAAUUGGUCCAUUUCUGUUACUGGUGAGACACCUCGCUAGCUGCUAACUCACAUUCCCAUCUCCAUGAACGACACCGCCAAUUCUAGAACCGACUGCAAGUUCCAGUCCAGUGCACAUCUCUGAUUUUGGUUGCGAUGUGGGCUAACUGAAUCCAGUUUCAUCAGGAUCUCAAAUGCAAAUACAGCCCCUCAUUUUCACAAGUUCCACUGCGCAAUUUUCAUUCAUGCUAGCACUACAUAUUACCCUGUUAGGUGGAUCAUACUUUUUUCUUAAGACUGUUAGGUGAAAAACAAUCAGAUUCCAUGCUUAAUGCUUUGCUUGCCAGUUUACUCUGCCAGUACCUGUCCAGCGGUUCCAUCCACCGAUCUUGUCAUGCACACAUCUGACUUAAUACAACUGCAUUUCCUCUUCGCUGCAGCAUCUUAUACACACCUGAAGCAGACCUCAUGAGUGGGGGCACCGCGGUGAGCGGCAGCCUGCGGACGGCCCUCUCGUACUGCGUCCAGCAGGUGCGCAGCUACGACUACCACAACUACCUCUGCCUGCUCCACCUACCUCCGGCCAUGCGCAAGGCCGCGUUCACCUUCCGGGCCUUCAACGUCGAGACGGCCAAGGCCAUGGACGUCGUGUCCGACCCCCGCAAGGGCCUCAUGCGCCUCCUCUGGUGGAAGGACGUGGUCGACAAGGUCUGCGCCGGCAAGAAGGUCGAGCACCCCGUCGCGCUCGCGCUCUCCUCGGUUCUCUCCGAGCACAAGGUCAGCAAGCACUGGCUCAAGCGGUCGCUGGAGGCGAGGAUAAAUGAUGGAAACCGGGAUGACGACGCCAUUCCUGAGAAUAUUCCGGAGCUGGAGAGGUACGCGGAGGACACCCAGUCGACCAUCCUGUACAUGACGCUGCAGGCUGGUGGGAUACAGUCCACCAUUGCUGAUCAUGCUGCGUCGCAUAUCGGCAAGGCGAGUGGGCUGCUGCUGCUGCUCAAGGCGCUGCCUCACCAUGUCAGCAAGCAGGGGAAGAUACCGUACAUCCCGGCGAGUGUGGCCGAGGAGUGUGGGCUGCUUGCCCGGGAAGGUGGCCGGACAGAGGUCAGGAUGGGCGAUGCGCUCCCGGAUGCAGUUUUCAAGGUUGCGUCUGUUGCCGAAGCUCACCUGCAGAAGGCGCGGGAGCUGGCCGCGUCUGUGCCAGCAGAGGCUGUCCCCGUGCUCCUCCCAGCCGUGCCGGCCCAGGUCCUUCUGGACUCCCUGCGGCGCCGCGAAUUCAACGUCUUCGACUCACGCUUGUCCAGUGGAGUCCAUGGCAUAUCCCCUCUGUGGUACCAGCUGAAGCUAAACUGGCACUCGUGGCGAAACAAGUAUUGAAUGCAUACAUACAUUUUGAAGCAUGUUUGUUGAAAGCGCAGGUCAGCGUGCGUUUUAGCCCAGACUAAACCUGGGGUGUCCAUUUACUGAAAUGUAAUAAGCUUGAUGAUCAAGAAAGGCUCUGCUACCUGCUGCAGCUGGCUGUUUCUGAGCAAUUUUGAUGUAGCUUCCUUUUUCACUGGAGACAUGCUUUGUUGGGGGUUGUUUGUUUCGUUUGUAUUCGAGUAUCGACAUGAGGUGGAUGAAUGUUAUUUGUUGAGCUUGUCCUUUCA